UUCAUGCAUAUCCCAUCAAAGUGCUGAGAUCUGAUACAACACACCGUCAGAGUGUGCGCAUGCAGGGGUGCGCUGGCUGAUACAACACCCUAUCCGGGCGGUGAAGGGGAGCGGGAGUUGCCGUGACUGUGGCACCCCCCAGAACAGCGCAGCGCACCGGGCACUCGAAGUCAGUAUCCCGGGGGUUUCUCCGCAGCGGGCCGUGGUGGUAAAGCACACGCACCACAAAGCUCGGCCUGUAGGUCCGGGGAAGUUUUCUGUGCAGGGAUGGCGCGGACGCCGGGCUGGUCUGUCUUUCUCCUGGCCUUCCUGUUGCUUCCGAGAGAUUCUCUCCAGGGCCGGCACCAACGAAAGCUGUUGGACAAACUCCUGAAGAAUUACAACAUCUUGGAGCGUCCGGUUCUAAACGACUCGGACGCUCUCACUGUCAAUCUAGGAGUUACCCUGCAACAGAUUAUAGACGUGGAUGAGAAAAAUCAGAUCCUGACAACAAACAUCUGGGUGAGAAUGAUAUGGACGGAUGAAUAUCUAUCAUGGAACGAGUCAGAGUUUGGUGGUUUGAAUCAGAUCCGGCUGGACCCUAAGAGAAUCUGGGUUCCAGACAUCCUCAUGUACAACAGAUUCUCUCCAGGGCCGGCACCAACGAAAGCUGUUGGACAAACUCCUGAAGAAUUACAACAUCUUGGAGCGUCCGGUAAAUACUUCGCCACGACGCUGUGCAUGGUAGCGGGGUCUGUGGUCCUGACUGUCCUGACCUUGAACUUCCACCACCGCUCACCAGAGACCAGCCGGAUGUCCCGCGCGACGAGGAAGGUGCUUCUGGAGUGGCUGCCCCGCCUGCUGUGCAUGCCGACCCGCCGGGAAGAGAAGUCAGAGGACGGCCGGGACCGGAGCCGGGACACUCUGAGAACUGACAACAUCAGCAUGAACUCCUUUAAGACGAUGGAAGAGCUGUCUUCUCACAACCUACUGGCGUCCAUGGAGCGUCGCGAGGUCGGGCACGACUUCCCGCUCCAGGCGGGGCACGACUUCCCUCCCGGCCUGAGUAACGACCUGUCCCCGCGGCUGCCCCGGACCUUCCCCGCCGCCCUGCCGGCCUCCGGCUUCAACAUCCCCGUCAGCUCCUCCGACGACUCCGCCUUGCACUGCAACCGCGCCGCCCCAAGGACGUCCGCCGAAGGCCAGCUCAUCCUGAAGGAGCUCCGCUACAUCACCAACCACUUCCGCGACAAGGCCGAGGACGACAAGAUGUCGAACGAGUGGAGAUACGCCGCCAUGACGGUGGACCGCCUGUGUCUGUGGAUCUUCGCCGUCUUCACGCUGGUGACGACCGGAACCAUCCUAAUGUCGGCGCCCCACAUCCUGCAGCAGGUCCGGGACUUCUUCGUGGGGCUGGCGGGGAAGGGAGCGGUCUGAGGCAGCAGGGCGGUACCGGCACUACGGAGUCCUGCACAGCUGCGGCCAGCUGCUUUCGUGUCCUAGUGAUGUUUGUUCGUGUCUGUUCUGAACGUCUCUUGACACCUGUGGAAUAUGAACGCGCCAUCCACACACCUGCUACACAGCCAAUCAGCGUCUUUCCAAAACACUAUCAUUCCAGAUCUAGAUGUGAUAUUCGAAUCGCGACUGCUGACUCGUCUUUGCUCAUGUCAGACUGCCAACCAAAGUAUCAUCGGAACUCGACGUGCCAUGUGAGAUGCACACACAGAGCCCUCUAACAUGACUUGUAAGAGCGAAUGAAAACAACAUAUAUGGAGAUAAAUUCUAUAGUAGGACAAAAGCGGAAAUUGUGUCCUGUGUCUGUACUGCUGUCUUCACGUGACGUUACCGUGUCCAUGUCACCGUCUCCAUGUGGCCCCCAAAAUGAAUAGAUACACAGGAACGCGAUAGUGCCAAAUAUGUGUGUAUUACCAAAAACAAGCAGAUUUAGUAAAGGACUUGUGUUGUGGAAACUGUGGAUAUGCUUUUAACUGUUGGUGAUCAUAAAAUACAACUAAUCGUGGAGAAAAAUGUACCGUCGUUCCACAGAGGACACAGUUCGCAAGUGACCAGUCAUUUCUGCUGCACGCCAUAUCCUUGGACCUUGUAUGUACACUACUGAACCACUGUCAGCAACACAGCAGGCAACGACUUAACGAACUCAUAGACUGUCGCUAAGAACUGGAUCUUCUACACACUAGCUACAAGAUAUCAGCUUUAUCUGAAUGUAAUCGUCACAAUCCAUAGGUCUCUCUGGCAUAUCAGUAACCUGUAUACGCGGUGUUCUGUAACCUUUGUCGCAUGUGCUCCCAGUGAUGACGUCAUGUAAGAUAAGCGUAUGAAUGUUCAACACCUACUGUUGUGCACGGAGAGUUGGCAGUGACAAGAACGGGCGAUAUUUACCGUAUAUACACCAGAGUGUACAAUACAUGCCUAUUCACUUCACCGUGCAAAUGAACAUUAAACAGUGGGCCAUGGCUCCACUGGCACGCCCUAAGGACCGCUUAGCCCAGUAGCAGUUCUAAUGCAACUCAGCAUAUAGCGAAAAUGUUUGUACGUAUUCAGCGUUAACUUUGAAAUAUGACGUAACAUUUUCUUUUACAAGUCAGCUUUCAUUUUAGCAGCAUGUACACGGGAAAUGUGAUAUUUGUCAUAGAUAUGCAAUAAAGUAUGCACAAUCCCUGCUCGGUUGGUGAGCAGAGUUUAAACAGCAGGGAAUUAUCAUCUAUAACGAGUUGAAAGAACGCGGGCUUAUACCCACGCUGACCCGCUUUCAUUUCGUAUGCGAACCGCUAGAGGACAGUCUACAUUGAGCAGAGACAUCUUUCGCCAUCCUAAACUGAGGUGAAGCACUGCUUUUUCAAGUAUCUAGUGCAAUGCGGCUUCGCUACGGAUCGCCGGGUCACUCCUGCUUUUUGUUGUGUGUUGGCUCUUUUGUAGAGGCAUAAUAGAAGAAAAGCUCGGAAUAGAAAAUAAACAAUUACAUAGUUGACAAGUACACGUAAGCCAACCAUGUCUUUGUGUAGCAUCUAAACCUCACAAGCCAUUUUGUAAAAUAAAUAAGGCAAAUAUUGAAGGCCAUUCUACCAUUACGGUCAA
This is a messenger RNA of Branchiostoma belcheri (Belcher's lancelet), 3075 nucleotides long. Its product is annotated as neuronal acetylcholine receptor subunit alpha-7-like. Gene Ontology annotation, biological process: signal transduction; synaptic transmission, cholinergic; regulation of membrane potential. Gene Ontology annotation, cellular component: postsynaptic membrane; synapse; neuron projection. The coding region runs from base 268 to 1416 and encodes 382 amino acids. The transcript has 7 exons. Lineage: Eukaryota; Metazoa; Chordata; Leptocardii; Amphioxiformes; Branchiostomatidae. The record is from RefSeq and is a predicted model, not a curated record. Gene Ontology annotation, molecular function: acetylcholine-gated monoatomic cation-selective channel activity; acetylcholine receptor activity; acetylcholine binding.